GCAAGUCGCAUUGAGUGUAAAUACCUCCAUUGUCGUCCGAAAAAUAAGUAAAAGGGAAAUACUGUUGACUUUUGAUAAUGAGAUCUAGUCUAGACUGCAUGAAGAAAUAUUCUUCAUUAUGUUUACGAUGUCGGUGUAACGUCAACAUAUAAUGCAAUUGUAUUUACUCGGUUUAACGUAUCAAAGUGGAAACCGAAACAUAAACUAUCUUGGUAUGUAAUCCAAUGAUGCUUUAAUACAAAACACUGCAAAUGUGUUUACCAUAUGGAUUUCUCGCGUCAAUAAUGCGAGACGAGCAUUUAAUUUCGAAACAAAUCGAUGACAAGACACGGAAAGAGAAAACGCGAGGUAAAGAGCCCAUUUGACAUCCGUGCGUUGGUUGCCGCGCGAAAACAAGAAUUGAAGAAGUGCAUCGGUCGGCUUGAAAUAGCACGUGAGAAAGAUGGGAAUCGUGAAAACUAUCGAAGUUUGGAUCAUGCUGUUCACAACCUUGAUGUAUAACACGAGAGCAGAAACGGGUGGGACGAUCAUGGUUAGAUUGAUCGAAAUCAGUAAUCUCAAAGUUCGACAUGGUUUCGGUUGCCAGCUGGCCAUCUGGGUCACGUGUGAUGGUAUUCAGUCGAGCAGUAGAUGUUUGUACGGCAAAGGUAAAACGGGAAUUUUUCACACAGAAACACGCACAACUUUCGGCAACGAUUUAGGAAAUGGGACGAGGAAUCCGUUCGUGUUCAACUUCAGAACAUUUCAAGGAAAUCUGGGAAUCAACAUUCGAGCAAUAGGCAAGAAUGGAAUAACCAUGAACACAUUCCGAUUGCACAAACCAACCUAUCCAGCACCGUACGCAAAUAAAAAAUGGACGACUGAAACACUCAAAGCUGCUGGAGCGGGUCAAUCAAAACCUGAGAUCAAACUGAAAUAUCAAGUGUUUUGUAAACAACAUUUUUAUGGACCUUCCUGCACGGUUGGCUGUCUUCCCGGAGAGAAUUACGUCUGCGACAAAAGCAGCGGACGAAAGAUAUGUACCAAUGGUUACCUAGGGCCCAACUGCACGUGUAAACCAAAUUCGCUGUACAACUGCGACAGCAUGGGCACAAAAAUUUUCUACAGGCCGUACAGAGAGAACUGCGACGUUAAAUGCCGUGCAAGAAUUUCAAGUAGUGUCAGGGUGAAAGCGUCAUUUUCUCAAACAGAGUCACGUGUGCCGGGGAUGGCUUUAGAGACGUCGAAUGCUUUCAAUGCUACAACUGAGAUGGUAAAAUCUACCUCAGUGAACGAUGUUGAGUUGAAAACAAAGAUGAUAAUGACAUCAUUUCCUGUCACUAAGUCACGUGUACCGUCGUCGCUGACCCAAAGACCAGGUAUGACGACACCACAUCUAACAUUUGAAUCACUGAAGUCAGUGCUAACCACGUCAUCAUCAACUACCAAUCCCACUGGAUCAUUGGUAAAGACGUCAUCGAUGACGUCAUCACAAAUUAAGCCACUUGAUAUUUCCAUUUACUUAACAAAGCAAGAGGAAAUGCGUUUCGAAAGUGAAUAUCUCUCCCAGGCCACAACAUCAACAUUAAAGAGUAGAAGCGAUGAAACACACACGACCAUGGUCAAAUUACAGUCUUCGCCUGCGUCAAUUAAUAAUUUUUCUGGAAUCUUAACGACAAACAGCUUGCAUUCAAAUUGGAGGACUCCCAAGAUGACCACGUGUACCGUAGAAAGCAUAAGCGAUCAAAUGUAUACAACAGAAGAUAAAUUGGGACAUUUUUCCGUGUUGAGUCAGAAUGUUAAUUCGACCGUCGUCAAGGCAGAAGCAGGAAUUUCAAAUACAAACAGCUCAGUAGCAAAAUGGAAAAAGGGCCGAAACAAGACAAUGCACGCAAUAGGGGACAAAAGGAAACAAACAUAUACAAAAGAGGAUAUUUUAGAGUAUUCUUCAGGGUUGAGUCAAAUCACUAAUAUGACCGUGGUCAAGACAGGAGAAGCAACUGCUUACAAUUUACAAAAAAAAUUUACAAAAAAUGGCGCAUUCCUUUCCUCUUACUACCGCAGUAUGACGUCACAAUCAACGUCAUCAUCGUUUACACAGACGGAAGGGGAAUGCUGUGAACCGGAAAUCAAACCGACCACACGUGACACGACAUUCAGGGCCGGAUUGGUCAAUGAGAGAACAGGAAUAAUUACAAAGUGGAUGGUAUUAACACCUUUGAUCGCCGUUGUUCUGCUAUGUAUCUUCAUAAUCGUUGUUUUUAGGAAGAAAAAAAGAAGAAAAAGCAACCAAAUUUCUCCUGAAUGCAAUACCAAAGGACAAGAGUUGAAGCAAACAAUUGAAAACAGCAAAGACUGGUGCCAAGAACGGAAACAACCGUUUAAAGUUGAAUAUUCAAAACAAAAUAACAAUCGCUACGGAGAUGAUGACUUCAAUAAAGUUUGGAAAAACAUUCAGUCGCAACAUGAGUGAACUGGCCCUUAACUCUAUGGUCAUUUGUUGGCGAUGCUUUAUAUCCUAAUGUACUCAACUAUAAUGUAAUGUACUCAAUCAUAAUGUAAUGUACUUAACCAUAAUGUAAUGUACUCAACCAUAAUGUAAUGUACUCAACCAUAAUGUAAUAUACUCAACCAUAAUGUAAUGUACUCAACCAUAAUGUAAUGUACUCAACCAUAAUGUAAUGUACUCAACCAUAAUGUAAUGUACUUAACCAUAAUGUAAUGUACUUAACCAUAAUGUAAUGUACUCAACCAUAAUGUAAUGUACUUAACCAUAAUGUAAUGUACUCAACCAUAAUGUAAUGUACUCAACCAUAAUGUAAUGUACUCAACCAUAAUGUAAUGUACUCAACCAUAAUGUAAUGUACUUAACCAUGGAAUACCCUCAAGUACCAGACUGGGGUGUGCAAUUUUUUGCUAAGAGCAUGAAAUUUUGAAAAAGUAUGAUAUGUUAUAGAAAAUAUAGUGAAAAUUUGCAUUUCUGGCACACAAAAACCAACAAAAAUGAAAGGCAGGCGUGCAAAAAUUUCUAUAAAAUUUGAUCUCAGGUGCGCAGGUUUUCAAACCUUCCAGUCUGGCUCAAGUGUAAUGUAAUGUACCCAACUAUAAUGUAAUGUACUAUAACUAACUUACAUACUAAGAAUCCAUUCCAUUUUGAUUUAAGAUGCGCCAUCAUUCACUUUGUAUCAUCUUUCUUGUAUUCACUUGUCUUCUCGAAAAGUUUAUUUGCUAACCCACGUACAUCCGGAAUCUAGAAUAGAAAAAUUAUAUCAUGUUAAUGACUACACUCCAUCUUCUAUAUUGUUGAUAAACAUGUAGAAAUGUAAAUGACAUCUGUAUAUGACUACAUAAAGACAACUCUUAUAGUAUAGUGUAUAAUACAAGAUGAUUAAAAUAUAUUCGCCACCUUA
This is a messenger RNA of Xenia sp. Carnegie-2017, 3389 nucleotides long. RefSeq lists its product as uncharacterized. The transcript has 4 exons. Gene Ontology annotation, biological process: cell communication. NCBI's taxonomy places the organism in Eukaryota, Metazoa, Cnidaria, Anthozoa, Malacalcyonacea, Xeniidae. Gene Ontology annotation, cellular component: membrane. The coding region runs from base 443 to 2452 and encodes 669 amino acids. The record is from RefSeq and is a predicted model, not a curated record.